AAUUGCUAUGGCUCCCGCGGUAACAAUUGGGCCUGUGGCCCCGCCCCUUCUCAGCGAGACCUCCACACCCUACACCCUGCUGCGGCUCCCAAACCCUGGGAAGGGCGUCCCGCUCCUCCGGCCCUAGACAUCAAAGGAGGCACUCCAGCUUCGGGGCGCUCUACGCCUGCCCGGUCUCUGGGGAGCGAGCGCCGCGGGGACCAUGAACGAGGCGAAGGGGUCCCUCCGGGCCAUCGAGCAGAAGUACAAGCUGUUCCAGCAGCAGCAGUUCACCUUCGUGGCGGCGCUGGAGCACUGCCGCGAGAACGCGCACGACAAGAUCCGGCCCAUCGCCAGCAUCGAGCAGGUGCAGAGCUACACGGAGCACCACUGCAGCAACGCCACGGACCGCCGCAUCCUGAACAUGUUCCUGGACCUCUGUGCGGAGCUGAGCAAGCUCUGCCAGCGCUUCGAGGCCCUGCAUGCGGGCACCCCGGUCACCAACAGCCUCCUGGACAAGUGCAAGACCCUCGUGAGCCAGAGCAACGACCUGAGCAGCCUGAGAGCAAGGUACCCUCACGACGUGGUGAACCACCUGAGCUGCGACGAGGCCCGGAACCACUACGGGGGCGUGGUCAGCCUCAUCCCCCUCGUGCUGGACCUCAUGAAGGAGUGGAUCGCGCACUCGGAGAAGCUGCCCCGCAAAGUGCAGCAGCACGUGAGUGAGCCCGGGACGCACCAGGAGGCCGCCGCCGCCGCCGCCCAGCCUGCCCAGCCUGCCCAGACCGCAGGCGCCCAGCCCUGGCCAGGAAAACGCCAGUGCAGGCCGCUCCCCAAAGACAGCCUCAGACCCCGGGGGAAAGACAAAGGGUUCAAACCUCCCUGGAGACCGCCUGGCGGGAAACUGUGACUCUGAGCCGGCGACCUCCAGCGACCUGGCACCUGUCCCCGGCCCAUCCCACAGGGUGCCGUCACCACACUUGGUCCCCCUCCCCCGGCCGGCCCAAUUUCACUAGCCUCCACAGUCCCGGCCACUCGGGAACCCCAGGAGGGACCCCCAAUAUACCGCUGAGAACCUCGCCUUCCGCGCUUGCUGUAACUUCUAACUUUCCCCCGCCCUGGCGCCCAGGCUCUGUGCCCAGGAAGAGCAGCCCCCGUCCCAGAGUGACUAGCGAGGGCUUCCCGGGGAGGCUGGGGCAGAGCCAGGGCUGUGCCUGCCCAGCCUGGGGCCUCGUCGAGCCUCCAGCCCGGCUGCAGGUCUGGCUUUGCAGGCUGAGCCGUGGUGCCAGGAGGCUGUGCAGCUCUGGCGGGACAGGGUGGCUCCCCGCUCCCGGGGCUGCUGUGGGCUGGCACGUGGAGCGUGCCCAGUGUGGCCUUGUCUUGGGACCAAGGCCCUAAGGGGACGAGCCCGCCUUUCCUCCCUUCCACCUGGGAGACGGUGGCGGGAAGAACUCCCAUCUCGCGGCUCCCGGCGGGACCGUUACUG
Molecule: messenger RNA, 1465 nt
Organism: Phyllostomus discolor (pale spear-nosed bat)
Lineage: Eukaryota; Metazoa; Chordata; Mammalia; Chiroptera; Phyllostomidae
Gene: SPACA9
Product: sperm acrosome associated 9
Exons: 4
Coding region: 203-889 (228 amino acids)
Cellular component (GO): acrosomal vesicle; sperm flagellum; ciliary base
Source: RefSeq, a predicted model, not a curated record